Messenger RNA from Cetraspora pellucida, 1434 nucleotides. NCBI's taxonomy places the organism in Eukaryota, Fungi, Glomeromycota, Glomeromycetes, Diversisporales, Gigasporaceae. The record is from the annotation of a GenBank genome assembly.
AUGUUAGUUAAACCCAAAAAUAAAUCUGUACAAAAAAAUUCUAAAUCCAGAUUCAAAACUAAGUUCAAACCAAAAAUUCAGAAAAAUAAUAAAGCAUAUUAUCUUAAUGCUAUUGCAAAUGCUCUUGAAGCACUUAAUAACACUAAACAUGUGCAUAAAAAUAACAAUGUGCCUAAUCAUCCUGGUCCUAAAACAGUUUUAAGUGCAUAUAAAGAAGUACAAUUAGUUGGCUACUAUCAUCUUGAUUUAUCUUUUCAUAUUCCCCAGGCCUUAUUAGAGCACUCACUUACUCCUAAUCACAUUUGGAAUAUGGAUGAAACUGGUUUUGUUCUCUUUCCAAAAAUUCAAAAAGUUAUUUCAACAAAGAGUACCUGUCAGAUUCAUAAGGUUUUGCAUAGUAAUAUGACUGAUCAUAUUUCUGUUGCACCAACAAUCUCUGCUUCUGGUUUAUUAGAAGAAGCUCUGGCAGAUAGUGUUAUGGGAUUUACUGAAUCUGGGUAUAUGAAAGAACACCUCUAUAAAAUAUAUCUUAAACACUUUAUUAAUUCUAUACCACCUAUUCGCCUAGUCCUGUUAAUGCUUAAUGGUCAUACAAGUUACAUUAAUUAUUUGUAUGUCAAUUUUUGCCAUGAAAAUGAAAUUUUGUUGUAUGUACUUCCUCCAUAUACAACACAUAUUCUUCAAUUGUCAGAAAUCUCUUUUGCAAAACUCAAAAAUGAAUAUAAUAAAAAAUAUGAUAAACUCUAUAGAAAAAGAGGUGAAUUAGUAACCAAACAUACAUUUGCCAAAGUGCUUGGACCAGCCUUUGCUGCAACAUAUACAACUAUGGCAAUUACUAAUGCAUAUAAAGCAAUAGGAAUAUGGCCUUUUAAUCCUAAUGCAAUUACUCCUGAUUGGCUUGAUCCUUCAUUAGUUACUGAAAUCUAUCUACCAAUAUCUCAACAAAUUCACCAAACUAAUAAUAACAUACCUCCAGUAUCAGAAUUAUUGCAAUCAACCAAUACUUAUUUUUCUUUAGAAGAAGAAGUUGCAUCUCUUAGAAAAGAAGUUAAAUUGCUCAAGGAUGAAACUUCUUCUCUAAAAAAAAAUUAUUCUUUUAUUCAAGAAGAACUCGAAAUAUUUAAGAAUCUCGAUACUUAUGUUGAAUCAGAAACUAAAGAUAGUUCUGUUCAACCACAAAAAAAAAGAAAAACUUUACUAUUUGCUCAGCUUCUUACUCAUGAAGAAUCAUUAAAAGAACUAAAAGAAGCUAACAAAUUGGCUAAAAAAAAAGCUAAGGCUGCAAAACAAAAAAAGGAAGAAGCUAUUCAUAAAAAGGAAGUGGCUAUUCAUAAAAAGGAGAUGGCUAUUUGUGAAAAGGAGGCAAAAAAACAAAGUGUUAAUGAGAAAUCGAAAACAAAAAAGAGGACAAAAAAACAGUCAGAAGUAACAUGA